Molecule: messenger RNA, 2667 nt
Organism: Anguilla rostrata (American eel)
Lineage: Eukaryota; Metazoa; Chordata; Actinopteri; Anguilliformes; Anguillidae
Product: zinc-binding protein A33-like
Exons: 6
Coding region: 211-1383 (390 amino acids)
Biological process (GO): protein ubiquitination
Cellular component (GO): cytoplasm
Molecular function (GO): ubiquitin protein ligase activity; protein binding; zinc ion binding
Source: RefSeq, a predicted model, not a curated record
CUGUGUGUGUUGUAAUUUUUAAAGAGCCGGUUGUCCUGAAAUGCAGCCACAGGUUCUGUAGAGUGUAUCUGAAGCAGUACUUGAAAGGGCUCUCGAGAAAGUCCCAUCUGCAGGAGAAAGGCCUCUGUGGAUUCUCCUCCGGUAAACCUGGCUUUAGGAAGCACUGUGGAGUUCUACUUCAAGCAGAAGACUGAGACUCAAAUUACAGACAUGAGUGACACUCACUGCAGUCUCCAUGGCGAGAAACUUCUACUAUUCUGCGAACAUGAUAAAGAGCCUCUCUGUCUCGUCUGUCAGACUUCAAAAAAACACAGAAACCACUCGGUCUGUCCAGUGGAACAGGCAGCACUGGAUCUGAAGGAGGAACUCAAGCCUGCACUUAAUCUUAUUAAAGAAAAACUGAAGAGGUUUACUGAGGUUGAACAAGAAUGUAAGGAAACAGCAGAACAUAUCAGGAGUCAGGCCCAGCACACAGAGAGGCAGAUAAAGGCAGAGUUUGAGAAGCUCCACCAGUUCCUGCGAGAGGAAGAGGAGGCCAGACUAGCUGCUCUGAUGGAGGAAGAGGAGCAUAAGAGUCAGAUAAUGAAGGAGAAGAUAGAAAACAUCACAGGACACAUCUCCACUCUUACAGACAAAAUCACAGCUAUAGAGAAGGCCAUGGACACUGAAGACACCUCCAUUUUACAGAGCUACAAGAACAUCAAGGAAAGAGCCCAGUGCACACUGCAGGAUCCAGAGCUGCUCUCAGGGGCACUGAUAGAUGUGGCCAAACACCUGGGCAACCUGAAGUUCAGAGUCUGGGAGAAGAUGCAGGAGAUGGUGCAGUACACUCCUGUGGUGCUGGACCCCAACACUGCAGCCCCCUGUGUCUCUCUCUCUGAUGACCUGACCACUGUGAGAUACACAGGUACAGAGCAGAAAUGUCCUGACAAUCCAGAGAGGUUUAAACCCAGUGUGCAUGUGCUGGGAUCUGAGGGGUUUACCUCAGGGACACACAGCUGGGAGGUGAAGGUUGGGAAUAAACCUAGGUGGGCUAUAGGAGUGGUGAAAGAGUCCAUCAGUAGGAUGGGAAAAAUAACAUACAGCCCAAAGAAAGGAUUCUGGGUCUUAAGGCUGAGGCAUGGUAAUGAGUACUAUGCAUCUGGACCUGCUGGCCUCACAAUGAAGAGGAAGCCCCAGAGCAUCAGAGUGCAGCUGGACUAUGCCAGGGGGGAGAUGUCCUUCUUCGACUCCAGUGACAUGUCACUCAUUUACACUUUUAAAGACACAUUUACUGAGAGAGUGUUUCCGUACUUUGGUCCCGGUUUGAAAGAAGAUAAGGAUGAAGGACCCCUGCAGAUAUGUCCAGUGAAAAUCUCUGUAAAAGUAAUGUCAAACCAGUGAAGGUAUUUGUUUUUAAAAAAGAACAAAGUAGAGAUGUUGUACUUGGACAUAACCUUUGUUGUUUCUAAUGUGUCUCAGCAUGCCUGGAUGCUGAUUUGGGUACUCUGGGGUAGACUUGCUGGAGAUGUGAAUUGAUCAAGGUGAGGUGGUUGAUGGCCUACCAGAAAUAAAUGUGAGGCAGACAUACACUCAGAUAACAGUGAUCAUUUGGUUAAUGUAAUAAGCCUCAGUAUGCAGGAAUACUGAUUUGGGACAGACCAGAGGAAGUGCAAAGGGGGGUGUUUUAAUAGUCUGUCAGAAGAGAGCAGACAUGCAUGCAGAGGUAACAGUUACUGCUUGAUUUCCUGCAACUUCAUUGCUAGAUUUUGUCCUGGAAAAGGGGUAAAAAGCUGGUGCUUGAACCACACUUUAUUGUGACUUACCUGCAUUGCUUUUACCUCAUAUCUUUCAUGCUGUGCAGGAGACAAUUUUUGUUUAUUAAUAUUAAUUGGUAUUGAUCUAAACUUUUGAACUAAUAAUUUUACUUUGCAAAGGAUCAAAUUCCAUCAUACCUAAAAAAUACUAUAGAAGAAAUCAAUUUAUUAUUAUUAUUUUUAUUAUUAUUAUUAUUAUUAUUAUUAUUAUUAUUAUUAAUAAUAAUAAUAAUAAUAAUAAUAAUAAUAAUAUAAUUAAUUAUUUGGGUUUUGUUUUCAUCUAGCUCAUAGGACAAAUCAUUUCAAUUAAUGUUUAUACAUAAAGCAAAUGUGCUCUUUUUAUUCGUUUUUAUUUUCCAUUGCAGUUGAAAAAACAAGUUGGUGUACAAUCAGUCCUGGUAUCAUAAAAACAUAUGUAAAAUAAAAUUUUAAAACAUUUAAUUUUAAAACAAUUGUAAAAAAUGCAGAUGCAUUCGUCUGGUUUAAUCAAAUUAUUUUAUAUCUGAUUUAUUUAAAUCCUGGGUGGAUAAGGCAGUGUACAAGCUUGAAAAGUUUACAUAUCGUGAGCUCUAUUCAGAUUGAUUGCAUCAGUCUCCUGUACACUUUUCAGACUUUACUUUACAGAUGCAGUGAAGAAUAAAUUCACCCUGUCAGCUCCAUGCUGUAGGAUUUACAUCUGAGCCUUCAGUAGCCUCACCUGCACACCUGCCAUUGGUUUCUCAUUCCCUUUCCUUGAAUGAUAGUUAUUAUACGACAGUUAUAAGAAUAAUCACCCAUAAUUAAAUAAUUGAUUUACACAAUUUAAAUGAUUUUACAUGAAUGACUUUUUCUACAAGGCAAUAACAAUAAAAAAAUAUAUAUUCAAACACAA